AUGAAUUCAACUGAUAAUUUAAAUCAGUUGGAGCCAACAUUUAUGUACACCCAAAUAUUCAAAGAUAUUCUUCUUGAUAUGGAACAUAAUAAACAGGCUAUCAAAGACUUUACUACUUACAGUCGACAAAACGACUGCGGAUCCACAACUAUUAUUGAUCGAUUUGAAAACGAAUACCAGCCUCACUCAGCUAUUUGGUGGUAUACUUUCACUCCAUUUAUCUAUUGUAUGCUCAAUGAUGGACUUCGGUCGAUGGAAGGCAGCACUAUUAUUAAUAUGGGUUUUUUUAUUCAUGAUCUUCAUAAACAAAUUCAACAGCUACAUCAACAACAGGUUAAUAGUUAUCAUGAUAAACCAUUCAUAGUUUACCGAGGGCAAGGUCUAUCUAAAGCUAAUUUCAAAAAACUCCAAAAAACAAAAGGUGGUUUGAUGUCCUUCAAUAACUUUUUAUCAACUAGUAUGGAGCAAGACAUAUCUCUCGUAUUUGCCCGAAGUGUCUCAGAAACUACGAACAUGGUCGGCAUUCUUUUCAAGAUAUUAAUUAAUCCUCGUGUCAAAUCAGUGCCAUUUGCCUCCAUCCAGCAUCUUAGUGCUAUAGAGGACGAAAACGAAAUUCUCUUCUCAAUGCACUCUGUCUUUCGAGUGGGCGCAAUUGAACAAAUGGACAACAACAAUGAGCUUUAUCAAGUUGAAUUGCAAUUAACGUCGGAUGAUGAUCAACAACUACGAGUACUUACUGAUCGGAUACGAGAAGAAGCUAGUGGUAAUAGUGGAUGGGAAAGAUUGGGUAACUUAUUGCUUAAAAUUGGUCAAUUUAAUAAAGCUGAAGGACUUUAUAACGUAUUACUUGAACAGACAUCUGAUGAGAGUAAAAGAGCGAUUUAUUAUCAUCAGCUAGGAUUUGUCCAUCGAAAUCAAGCUGAUUAUGAAAAGGCUAUUAUGUAUUCCGAAAAAGCACUUGAAAUUAAACAAAAAACGCUUCCUUCAAAUCAUCCCGAUUUAGCGGCUACAUACAACAACAUCGGUUUGGUGUAUGAGAAUAUGGGAGAGUACUCAAAAGCACUUUCAUUUUACGAAAAAUAUCUUGAAAUUAAACAAAAAACACUUCCCUCAAAUCAUCCCGAUUUGGCGGCUUCAUAUAACAACAACGGUUCAGUGUAUGAGAAUAUGGGAGAGUACUCCAAAGCACUUUCAUAUCACGAAAAAGCACUUGAAAUUCGAGAAAAAACUCUUCCUUCAAAUCACCCUUCAUUGGCUACUUCAUUCAACAACAUCGGUUCGGUGUAUACAAAGAUUGGAGAAUACUCCAAAGCACUUUCAUUUUACGAGAAAGCACUUGACAUUGAACAAAAGACGCUUCCUUCAAACCACCCUUCCUUGGCAACUUCAUACAAUAACAUCGCCGGUAUAUAUUACAGUAUGAAAGACUGUUCGAAAGCACUUUCAUUUUACCAAAAAGCACUUGAUAUUAAACAAAAAGCGCUUCCUUUAAAUCUCCCUUUAUUGGCUAUUUCGUACAGCAACAUCGGUUUGGUGUAUGACAGCAUGGGGGAGUAUUCCAAAGCACUUUCAUUUCACAAAAAGGCACUUGAUAUUCAACAAAAAAGUCUUUCUUCAAAUCACCCUUCAUUGGCUACUUCAUACGGCAAUAUCGGUUGGGUGUAUGAGAACAUGGGAGAGUACUCAAAAGCACUUUCAUUUUACCAAAAAGACCUUGAAAUUAAAGAAAAAACUCUUUCUUCAAAUCAUCCUGAUUUAGCUAUUUUAUACAACAACAUCGGUUUGGUGUAUACAAAGAUGGGAGAGUACUCCAAAGCACUUUCAUUUUACGAAAAAGCACUUGAUAUUCAACAAAACACUCUUCCUUCAAAUUAUCUUGAAUUGGCUACUUUGUACAGUAACACCGGUUUGGUUUAUCACAGCCUGAGAGAGUACUCCAAAGCACUUUCAUUUUACCAAAAGGCACUUGAAAUUAAACAAAAAACGUUUGCCGCAGAUCAUCCUGAUUUGGCUACUUCAUAUGACAACAUCGGUAGUGUGUAUGGCCACAUGGGAGAGCAUUUGAAAUCACUUUCAUUUUACGAAAAAGCACUUGAAAUCAAUCAAAAAAACCUUCCUUCAGAUGGUUCUAAUUUGGCUACUUCGUACAACAACAUCGGUUGGGUUUAUAACAAUAUGAAAGACUAUUCGAAAGCACUUUCAUAUUUUGAACGUGCUCUAGGCAUACUACAAAGUGCAUUACCUCCAACUCAUCCUUAUAUUAAAGGUGCGAAGUACAAUAUUGAAAUUGUAAAAAAGAAAUUAUAA
This is a messenger RNA of Adineta steineri, 2307 nucleotides long. Lineage: Eukaryota; Metazoa; Rotifera; Eurotatoria; Adinetida; Adinetidae. The record is from the annotation of a GenBank genome assembly.